AGUAACUAGUUUUUUUCCUAAAACUAUAUAAUGUAAACAUCGUUUCCGCCAGCGUUCAAUAGUUAUAGACAUAUCGUUGCAUCUAAUCCAUUUAUUAUUAUGUGUAAUAAUUUAUGAAUAGUGUGAUUGAGUCGUAGAUGGACCAUGAUAGAAAAUUACAGGACUAAGAGCAUAUGUCAUCGACCUUAAUUAUUGCCGCAAGUAAUGAAUUAAUUAUACAAGAUUGUUUGUUUUAAUAUUAAAAUUGUUUCAAAACUGGAUUUAAAAAUACAAAUAUUGGCGAUUAUUAAUUGUUCUUAUUUUCUGUACAUGACUUGCCACUCUUUUACACGCACCACAAUUUACAUCACCUUCUAUUAACACUUGUUGUAAAAACAUAUCUCUCCGACAGCCGAGAGACCGAGCCGUCGGAGUCGUGAAUCGUCGUACGUCGUGGCCGCUACAGCUGGGACACAUCAUAUUUUAUCGUAUUUUCGUUGCAUACGAAAAAUCGGUCUUUAAAGUACUUGGACAUUUUUGGUCAUAACUUAUAAGCCAUCUAACCGAUCUGCUUGCGAGUUCAUCUGUUUUCAUUUGCACAAUAUUUCUGAUCGAUUGAUAUCUUAUACGACUUAAUAUGAUCAGCCGUUUGCCCUGUAGAGCUGACCGAUGGAUUAUCAAAAAUUAGCAUAGCAUUUCAAUAGAACAACUAGGUUUUCUGUUAUUAUCCGUCAGUGGCUACUACGUUUUUUUUUUUUAUUAUGCGAACCGCGCAAAUUGCUACUGCGCAACACUGAAUACAUUUUGUUUUAUGUUAUCAUAUAAUACAUAUUCAUUCUUUUUUAUACUAAUUAUAACCUCGUAAAAACGACUUUAUAGUCUUAUCUAAAAGAAGGGGAGCAGAAGGACUACGCGUCGCUCGCAUCGAUAUUAAAGCGUAUUUUUCAGUAUACAUACUGCAACGAGUCUAUACAGUACCUUUACGUCUAAAGUUUUCUCACACGUCAUCAUUUUCUAAUUUUUUUAAUUAAAUUAAAAUAUUUUAAAUAAGAAUGUCUUGCUAUUCACUCAGUAGCGAUAAUGAAUAUGUAAAAAAAAAGAAAACUCCGAUGAAAAAAACGAAAAAGUAUGCUUCUUAUCAAGAAAAAAUAUUGGAAUUAUUUAAGGAUCAGAAAAUGUCGUUAAAUAUAAAAAAUAAAAUGAAAUAUAGAAAAGGAAAUGAAAUUUUCACCAUAAAAUCAGAUGUUGAUGUCGAAGAAUGUACGGAUUAUUGGACAAUAGAACAUUAUAAAACUAAAAACAUUGAAAAUAUUGAUUCCAGGUACAGAUGGGAGCAUGCUGAAUGUACAACACAUAUAGCAAUAACAGAUCAGGCGGAGGAUCAAGUAAUUUCUAACAAGCUGAACAAACUGAUGAAAUCAAUGCACAAUCAUUUCAUGAGGAAUCGGACAAAAACUGUUAACCAUCAUGCUGUAAAGUAUAAUACAACAUCGUCAUUAAGCGUUGAAAGAUAUUUGAAAAAGUUUGAAGCCAACUGUUUGUUACACGAAGUGAUACAAAUUCCUCCCCCGGAAAUAUCAAAUUUUUAUUGGAAAAAUAACUAUGGAAACAAAUAUAAGGCUUUCAUUCCCACACCAGGUCGCAAUGUUUAUUAUAGUUUAAAAGAAUACGUAGGAGAAAUGGAACUCAAUGAAAUCAAUAUUGACGGAUGGAAAUCCGCAGAAAAAUGUGUAUUGUUAGCUGUUUCGAAUAAAUGUCCUAAAGAUCAACCGUUUAUUGAUCAUAUGGAGUUCUUGAUUGCCAAUUUUGCUGCAUGGGCUGAACAAAAUAAUGAUCACUGGGAAAAUAUUGGAUAUGAUGUGCAAUGUGAAGAUUAUAGACAUUUAAAUAGACACUAUAUCAUCACUGAGUACUUGGUGGAUGAUUUAAAAGAUGUUCCAAUGCAGUUAAGAGGGAAAUGUGGAAGAUUCAGAGGCGCAAUGACAAUAACUCCUGAACACGAUAAUGCAAAAGUAAUUUAUGCGAUGAACAUUGCAUUCCAAUUAGCGGCAAAACGUUUUGCCAAUGAUAAAGAUCUUGGAGUUUAUGCUUAUGGUCGUAAGUAAUUGACCAUUGAAGUUUGGAAUAUAUGCAUAUCAUAAUGUCAUAUAAGAAAAUUAUUUUUAUCAGUUUCUAUAUUUUAUAUUUUUUGUUUAAUCGUUUUUUUUCACAUUUAUUCUAUAAUUUUAUUAUUCUAUAAAUAUUAUUACCUACAUAACAUACAUUUCAUCAGUAUAGAAAAUUAUUGUUCAAAAACAAAAACAUGUAUUAUCUCCUUAUCUAUAUGCCUCUCAAAUUAAUUUUUCGUGUUUCAUUUAUAGUUAACUGUCCUAGUAAACAAUUUAUAUGAAGUACCUGAAUACCUUAAUGGAUUUUAAUUGUAUUUGUAAACUUGAAGCAGUUGUCUUAUCUUUAAAAGCAUCCGAUAAAUAAAUCUUAAUAUAUAUCCACUUAGUUAUAAAAGUGGAUAUUUAUAUUAUAUUAUAUUAUUAUAUAAUAAUAAUAACAAUAAUAAUUUAUAAUUAUUAUAUAAUUUUUUUAUUGUUAUAUUAUUUAUAUUAUAUUUAUAUUUUUUUCAAAUAUUUUAUUCCAUUUUUAUAUUUUAUCAUUUCUAAUAGUCUACCAGAUAACCUAGUUGUUAUAUAUUUAACCUAAGUUGGUGCGCAUUUCACCUUAAUCAAAUUUACUGCCAUAUCGCAUGCAUUUAUGAAUGGAUAUAUGUCAUCUUCACCCGUACACAAAGGUAUAAGCUUAAAUGAUUCUUCCAAUUUUAUGGUAACCAUUUUCUUUACACGUGGUCUUCGUUUGAAUGUUAACUCGGUAGGUUAGAUUGUGUGGCCUAAUUAAACUGCAGUGACCUUGCUACGAGUAACUUUCUUAUUAUCUAAACUUAAGAUUCUAGUAAAGUCGUUUUCUAUAUUCGCUCUAUUGCGUUCACUUGGGCUUCCAAAAAGAUCAGAGAGUUCUCUUGGGCUUUCAGUGGGGUUAGGACAUUUACUAGGACUUCCCUAAUUUUAUUUAAUAUACAUCCAAACUCAAGUCUAUAGACGUCUCGUUCGAUGGAUUAGCUACUUCUAAAGUAGAUGUACCCGUGUUGUCCAUAAAUUACCUUCACACUACAGAUUUAUUUUAUUUUAUUUUUUUAAAUUGUAAUGAUUAUUAAGGUGAAGGAUUUUAAUGUGUUAAUAAAAGUAAAUAAUUAUACUAACA
Molecule: messenger RNA, 3228 nt
Organism: Aphis gossypii (cotton aphid)
Lineage: Eukaryota; Metazoa; Arthropoda; Insecta; Hemiptera; Aphididae
Exons: 6
Coding region: 1032-2084 (350 amino acids)
Source: RefSeq, a predicted model, not a curated record